AUGGAUAUCCUCGGUGUCGUGACCAACUUCCGCGACUUGGCGCGUGAACCAAAGAACCGCCCCGUCAUUGGCCAGGAUGCAGGCAGUCUUGGGUCCCUCAUCCUUUGCUUGGACAGCGAGCCUGCGGUGGUGGAGAUUGCUGUUGAAGCCCUCUACUACCUCUCCCUGUGCGAGGACAAUCUUGAGCCCAUGAAGCAAAGCCUUGGCCUGACUGACAGCCUCCGUGCCAUUGUUCGCAGCCCCUCCAGCGCGCCGCAACUCUCGCAAUGGGCUCACGCUAUCCUGUCGACCUUUGACAUGGCUGGCAAGCCCGAACUGCUCGCGACCAUGCAAACGCCUGUGCACAAUGGAUUCUUCAAGGGCAAAAUCAAUAAGAUGGCUCGCACGAUUGUGCUGCAGAUUGACGGGCUCAAUGAUUUAUACAGCCGCAACGCCCUUGAGCAGCGACUUCUGCAAGUCAAGGGCGUCGUUAGCUUUACCUUUGAUAUGAAGACAGCUCGUAUCACCAUUCGUGUGCGCGACUGGCUGCAAAUGGAGGUUCUGUGCGAUGCGGUGGCCGAUACUGGCAUGGCCGCUCGUCAGGUUGUGCGCGAUGAUGAUGGACAAGAAGUGAUGCUUUCGUUUGGUGCCUCUCCUUCCAAAUUUAACAAGGAAAACGCGCCGAUGCCCGACUAUCUGGAUGAGCAUGAGAUGUUGGACCCUGAAGCUGACCGCAAAGCUGUUGUGCAUUCUGGCUCGGAGAACCAGAAUGGGGGAUGGUUCUCCGCCAUCGGCGGCUAUCUGUCACGCAACCUGUACUGGUGA
Monosiga brevicollis MX1 is the source of this 804-nucleotide messenger RNA. RefSeq lists its product as uncharacterized. The record is from RefSeq and is a predicted model, not a curated record. Gene Ontology annotation, molecular function: metal ion binding. The transcript has 6 exons. The coding region runs from base 1 to 804 and encodes 267 amino acids. NCBI's taxonomy places the organism in Eukaryota, Choanoflagellata, Craspedida, Salpingoecidae.